Paraphaeosphaeria sporulosa is the source of this 1250-nucleotide messenger RNA. RefSeq names its product cyclopropane-fatty-acyl-phospholipid synthase-like protein. NCBI's taxonomy places the organism in Eukaryota, Fungi, Ascomycota, Dothideomycetes, Pleosporales, Didymosphaeriaceae. The transcript has 3 exons. Bases 118 to 1173 code for a protein of 351 amino acids. The record is from RefSeq and is a predicted model, not a curated record.
CCGCAAAGUCACGAUAUCUACCUCAGCAUCCUCUGUCUCUCUUGCACAUCUCUUUUUAAAAGAUUCCCCCAUAGCACAAUUGGCACCGUGCCUCUCGGUCCAAGCUGAUUGCCCACCAUGAACGCCCUCUCGGAAUAUCUGAUGUCCGACGCCCUCAUCAACCCCAUUCUCGAUGGCGGUUACCUCCCCCACCCACUCAUCCGCCUAGGCAUCCGGCGCCAACUUGCGUCCCGUCUGUCGGAAAUCGCAACGCAUUCCCUGAGCGAAGCAUAUGACUCUAAAAUGAGCUAUGUCAAGCUGCUUCGGGAAAGGCCCAUUGCGAUUGAGACGAAGAAGGCGAAUGAGCAGCAUUAUGAGGUCGGAACGGGCGUACUGAAGGGUAUGUUGGGCCCGCGGAUGAAGUAUAGCUCGUGUUUGUAUGAGACUGGGAAGGAAACGUUGGGGGAGGCGGAAGUCAAAAUGUUGGAAGUUUAUGUGGAGCGAGCGGAAUUGAAGGAUGGGAUGAGGAUAUUGGAUUUGGGUUGCGGCUGGGGUUCUGCAUCUCUCUUUUUCGCAGAGCGCUUUCCUAACUCGCAAGUAACCGGAUUUUCCAACUCACGGACGCAGAAAGAGUACAUUGACGGUGUGGCGAAGUCAAAAGGCUUCACUAAUCUCACUGUCAUCACUGGAGAUGUCGUAGACUACGAAUUCGAGGCCGAGAGCUUCGACCGCGUAGUCUCGAUUGAACUUUUUGAGCACAUGAAGAAUUACCAAUUGCUCUUGGAGAAGGUCUCGAGAGCACUAAAACCCGGUGGCAAGCUUUUCCUGCACAUUUUCUGCCAUAAAGACACUCCAUACGACUUUGAAGGCGGCUGGAUGAGCGAGUUUUUCUUCACCGGUGGAACCAUGCCGUCAGCAGACCUCUUGCUGUACUUCCAGUCCAAUCUCUCAGUACAACGACAGUGGUGGGUAAAUGGACAGCACUACGCCCAGACCUGCGAAGACUGGCUCAAGACUAUGCUUCGCAACAAAGACAGCAUAUGGCCCGCUCUCGUGGAAACAUAUGGCGCAAAAGAUGUCGUGACGUGGUGGAACCGGUGGCAGAUCUUCUACCUGGCGUGUGCGGAGUUGUUCAAGUGGGAAGGUGGCGAUACGUGGGGUGUCACGCAUCUGCUGUUCGAGAAGAAGGCAUAGUCGGUGCCUCUGCGGUGGUGUAGUAUAACCUUAUACACUUCUAAUCUCGCUAGACAUGCGAUCAGCUUUGAUGGUUC